CCUUAAGUGAUAUUUUUGCGCCUGUAAUUAAUCAGUAUUCGAUUAAAAUUGUCAAGUUUCUUUUAUCCCAUAAACCACACUCUUAGGCUAUUUUAUAUCCUUUCAUAAGAAAAACAUUUUACAGCUGCUUGUGUUUCUCCGAGUUUAUCUGUCCUGUCUUGCAGACGCUUAGGAUUCUCUCAAAUCGUCUACAAGUUUUUAAAGAAAUAUCCCAAUGUAUUCCCCGCACACCUACCAAGCCUACAGGCCUCCAAGGCCUUCCAGUCAUGAGGACUUCUACCGUUCCCUAAGCCAAGAGAAUUACCGUACAAUUGGCAAUUACGGAUAUCUGUCCCGCGACAAAUACCGGACUCCGGUCUGUAAUAAUUUCGGGUCUUUACCCCGUAGCCAGUACCGAUCCCCUAGCCGUGAUGUCUUUCGAGCCAUAACUCGUGAUAGUUAUCGGUCCCCAAGUUACGAUAACAAUGUUUACCCGAUCUAUCGUGCUGCCAGUCGGAUCCCUGUCCGUAAUGCUCCGACAAACUGGAUUUCUCUGAGGAAGAGGAUGUCAGAGCCUUACAUGUGGAAGGAGCAAAUUCACACACUGAUGAAGGGUGGAGAGAGCGAGUCCGACAUUUCGGACUCUGAGCACUUCCUCACCAAAGGGGCUUUCCUUAUCACUCCGUCUCAUGGCCUCAGCAUGGAGAAGGCCUCCACCAUUUGUGAGAAAAUGGAGUUUAAGGGCUGCUUCUCAUUGACCAAGACAGCAACGGGCAUCCUGUUCAAGUUCUCCAACGUUGAUGAUUACCAGAUGGUCUUCAAGAAAGGCUUUCACAAAGUUACUGGAUCCAGGUUUUAUAGGAAGAUUGCCAUCCCGUGUCGGCCGCAGAAGACGUUUACGAUCUACGUAUACGAUAUCCCUGACGAGGUCCCGGAAGAGGACGUCCGCCACGCCCUCUAUAAGUUCACCUCCAUUGUCGAGGUCAUUCGUUUGCAUUUCUCCGGAUCCUCUAGGGAAGGAACUUCAACCCCAAAAUCGUCCCUGGACAAAACUUCUCCUCGGGCCUUGACCACCAUCGACGGCGAGCUGGUCAGCAGCAUGAUCCCAAAAGAGGCCAACAGCGUCAUCCGCGUCACGCUAGCCAACAUCGAAGAAGCAAACAUUCUUCUCCAGAACGGCCUAGACUUUUAUGGAGCUACAUUCUUCCCCACGGAGUUGGCAACUCCGGGGCAGGCUGCCAAAUUGAUUAAACCUAGCAAAGUUACAGGUGGGACAGUUUCUGCGCGUGUCCGUGACCUUCUCCCGGUCUUCGAUCAGCAGGGUUUCUCGAAGUUCGCCCCACCUGCCUCGAGAAUCGUUAAGCCCACUCGAGCUAAGUAGAUUUGAUGCGGACUGGUGAAGGGUACAUGGGGAACGGUUUAAAUGGCUGUACUCGAAGAAACACAUGCGUAGUAUAACGUAACUUAUGUACAGAACGCCCAAGAUAUCUGUAUCACAAUGAAUAUAUAUCAUAGGCCAAAAGAUAUUAUCAUUUUUUUUAUUCAUAAGGAUCUAUGUUGAACUUGAACUUCUAAAUUGUCAAUAACAAAAGUACUAAACUAAACUUAAUCAGUAGAUUAGUGCAAACACAAUUGUGUUCUGAAAUGGUUAUAGAAUCAUAUUCAGCGACUGUCCGUUCAUUUACCUGCAAGCAUAGGCAAUUUAUUUUUAUGUUUUUUUUAUUAAACACCCAUUAUUAAGUCCCCGAGGGUGCAAUAGGUCAGAUCUGCAAAAUGACAACUUUUCAGGAGCUUUUUAGUUUCAGGGUUUACAGAUUCUACGAAAUUAGAUGAUAACUUAUAACGAUAACGACUUUACUACUGCCACCAAGGAAGUAUUGCCAAUGUGAUCAUUACUGUGUUCUGGUUUUGAAGGGUAAGGGUGCUGGUGAAAUUAUAGGCACAUGAGACUUGUCAACUUAUGU
Messenger RNA from Hyposmocoma kahamanoa, 1943 nucleotides. RefSeq lists its product as uncharacterized. Bases 215 to 1360 code for a protein of 381 amino acids. NCBI's taxonomy places the organism in Eukaryota, Metazoa, Arthropoda, Insecta, Lepidoptera, Cosmopterigidae. The record is from RefSeq and is a predicted model, not a curated record. The transcript is spliced from 5 exons. Gene Ontology annotation, molecular function: nucleic acid binding.